Molecule: messenger RNA, 4668 nt
Organism: Conger conger (European conger)
Lineage: Eukaryota; Metazoa; Chordata; Actinopteri; Anguilliformes; Congridae
Gene: aebp1a
Product: AE binding protein 1a
Exons: 20
Coding region: 503-3745 (1080 amino acids)
Biological process (GO): proteolysis; negative regulation of transcription by RNA polymerase II
Molecular function (GO): metallocarboxypeptidase activity; zinc ion binding; DNA-binding transcription repressor activity, RNA polymerase II-specific
Source: RefSeq, a predicted model, not a curated record
CCGAAGCGAGGUGCCGCCACCACCGCUGCUACUUCAGAGCGAGCCCGGAACAUUCCGCCCUCUCUCUGGCGCAGACGGACCGGAGGACGCACUUCUGCGCUUCACAGCGGAUCUGUACACCUGUUUACUGUUUUUUUACUCGUUUACUCAACCCAGAGAAAACUUUUGCUCUCUUCUUUUUUACUCCUUCGAGACUGGUGUCGGUGAUUUGUCAACACCAACUUUAAGCCUAUGUGCAGAACUGCUCUGAGGGCUUGUGUGUCAUUCUCUUAAAGGUUCCUUCUCCGUUGCUAUACUUCAGGACUGCAGGGAUUCAAACCAACUGUGGAAUUUGUCAUUCAAUCUUUGAGGACCGGAAUUGCAUUUUGGAUUUGCUUUUUCCAAGGGUGUGAGCCAAGAAAACCUUUCCAGAUUUAAGAAAAAGCAGGAAUUAAAUUUAAAACAGCUGCCUCAGUCAGACAGGUUCCCUGUGGAGGAGAGCCGUGUUUGAGCGCGGGAGAAGAUGAAGAGCAGUUUAGCGGUGCUGUGCGCUGCUCCCCUCCUGCUGCUGCUGUGGUGCGCGCUAGCAUGCGCCGACGACAAGGGCUCCAAAACCGCGCUGGCGGGCCCCGGGGCCACGGGGGCCCGGGUAAGGCAGGGCAGGGGCCCUGCGCCGCGACGGAGAGAGGAGGAGCCGCAGGAGGGUCGGAAGGAAGAGGGGCUCAUGGAUGAUCCCAGCGUAGAAGGAGCUACAGCCAAGCCUAAACCAAAGGUGAAGAAGUCCCCAGAGGAGGUGUUAGCAGCCAAGGCCAAGAAAGCGGCAGAGAGGGAGGCCAAAGCAAAGAAGCAGAAAGCCCCCAAGCCCACCAAGAAACCAAAGCCCCCAAAGCCCACCAAAAAACCCAAGCCACCGAAACCGACCAAAAAACCAAAGGCCCCAAAGACCACCAAGGCACCCAAGAAGGUGACUGAGAAACCAAAGGUGGAUCAGGUGACCAAGCAGAAGGAGGAGCCCCCUACCAGGCAGACUAGCCUGGAGGAGGAGGAGGAGAGGCUUCUAAUCGAGCUUGGCUGGGGCGGCCUGAUUCCCACAGUUGCACAAAAAGAACCAGAGAAGAAACCCAUGUAUCCAGAGAAGCCAUUUUACCCCGAGCCAGUGGAGCCAACUGAACCAGGGAAAAAGUUGAAACCUGAUGAACAUGACUACUGGGAAGAAAAAUUGCCAGAACCCUUCCCUGAUUACAAGGAGGCCUUCCCCACAAAGAACUGGCGCCCCCCUGGCCCAGUGGGGACAACAGCUCCACCAUAUAUUGGGCCAUGGUAUGAAGAAUAUGACUAUGGUGACAUCGCUGAAAAGAAGCUUGAGGAAGAGAGAGAAAAGGCAAGGAAAGAGAAGGAGGAAAGAGCGGAGAAACAGAGGAAGAUGUGGGAGGAGGAGGAGGCGAAGGCCAGAGAGAAGCAGACUCCCGUCUACACAGAGCCAAAGAAGUGCCCCCCUCUGGGAAUGGAGUCUCACCGGGUGGAGAACGACCAGCUUCUCGCCUCCUCCAUGUCCCACCAUGGCCUUGGCCCACAGCGAGGACGCCUGAAUUUGCAGGGUUCGGACGACGAUGACGACAUAUACGGGGGAGGCUGGUGUGCAGACACCGAGGAGAAGGACCACUGGAUCGAAGUGGACGCCCGUCGGGAGGUGCAGUACACUGGGGUCAUUACCCAGGGCAGGGACUCCCAAAUGCAUGAUGAUUUCGUCACCUCCUACUUUGUGGCCUUCAGUAACGACAGUCGUGAUUGGACAGUUCUCCAUGAUGGAUAUGCUGAGUGGCUGUUCUUCGGCAAUGUGGACAAGGACACACCCGUGAUGUCGCAGUUCGCAGAGCCCAUGGUGGCGCGCUACAUGCGCAUCCUGCCGCAGAGCUGGAACGGGAGCCUGUGCAUGAGGCUGGAGUUCAUGGCCUGCCAGCUGCCCAGCCACUUUCAGAGUGAGAACGAGGUCACACCCAUUGAUGAUUUAGACUUCAGACACCACAACUACAAGGAGAUGAGACACCUGAUGAAAGUGGUCAAUGAGGAGUGUCCCAACAUCACCAGAAUUUACAACAUCGGCAAGAGCUUCCAGGGCCUGAAGAUCUACGCCAUGGAAAUCUCUGACAACCCAGGAGAGCACGAGACAGGCGAGCCGGAGUUCCGCUACACGGCCGGUCUCCACGGAAACGAAGCCUUGGGGCGGGAGCUGGUGCUGAUGCUCAUGCAGUUCCUGUGUAAGGAGUACAACGACGACAACCCCAGAGUGCGCCGCCUAGUGAACGGAGUGCGCAUACACCUGGUGCCCUCGCUCAACCCCGACGCCUACGAGCUGGCCUACGAGAUGGGUUCUGAAAUGGGGAACUGGGCCUUAGGCCACUGGACAGAAGAAGGAUACGACAUAUUCGAGAACUUUCCUGAUCUCAACAGCAUCCUGUGGGGGGCAGAGGACCGAGGCUGGGUCCCACGCAUUGUGCCCAAUCACCACAUUCCCAUCCCAGAGAACUUCCUGUCGCCAAACAGCUCGGUUGCCGUGGAGACCAGAGCCAUCAUCUCCUGGAUGGAGAGGAACCCCUUCGUGCUGGGGGCCAACCUGCAGGGGGGGGAGAAGGUGGUGGCGUACCCCUUCGACAUGCAGCGGCCGGCCAGGGUGGCUCCGGAGGCGCGGGGGGGUCGGCGCAGGGGCCGGCUGGGCGAGGACGACGAGGAGCUGAACGAGGAGACGUGGGCGCGCCUGCAGUGGCACAACCAGGGCGAGCUGCGCGAGACGCCCGACGACGCCAUGUUCCGCUGGCUGGGCAUGUCCUACGCCUUCAGCCACCUCACCAUGACCGAGACCUACCGCGGCGGCUGCCACACCGACGACCUCACCGGCGGCCAGGGCGUCAUCAACCGCGCCGGCUGGAAGCCCGUCGUGGGCAGCAUGAAUGACUUCAGUUACCUGCACACCAACUGCUUUGAGCUGUCCAUCUUCGUGGGCUGUGACAAGUUCCCACACGAGAGCGAGCUGGCGCUGGAGUGGGAGAACAACCGCGAGGCCCUGCUGGGCUUCAUCGAGCAGGUGCAUCGUGGGAUCAAAGGUGUGGUGAGGGACAUCGAUGGGAACCCCAUCGCCAAUGCCACCGUAGCUGUGGAAGGAAUCAAGCACGACGUCAAAACUGCUGCCACGGGCGAUUACUGGCGCCUGCUGAACCCUGGGGAGUACCGGGUGACGGUGCGGGCGGAGGGCUACACGCCCCAGGCCCGGCUCUGCAUGGUGGGCUACGAGGCGGGGGCCACGUCCUGCAGCUUCAGCCUCACCAAGUCCAACUGGGACCGCAUCCGGCAGAUCAUGGCUCUCAACGGGAAGAGGCCGAUCCGACUGAUCCCCCAGAACCGGGGCGCCGGCGCCGGCGCCGGCACUGGCACCGGCAAUGCUAAUGGCGUCGGGGUGAGGACAGGCAUCAGCCUCACUCCCCGUCAGGCCCGGCUUCGCCGCCUGAGGAUCAUGCGUCUUCGGCAGCAGAGGCUGAGGGCCAACCUCACCACCACCCCACCGACGACCACCAUCCCCACCACCACCCCCACCACCACGCCCCUCCCGACCACCACCAUGGGCGAACUCCUGCCUGAGACCACCACCUCCUGGUACGAUGCUUGGUUCCCCGUGGAGGACCCCCUGGCCCCCAAUGGCGACACCUUUCUCCCUGAAACAGCACCCACGCAGGACUACAACAUUGAGAUCAACGUAGACGAUUAUUAUUGAGUACUCCCAGCAAAACAGCACGCAUUCACGUAGAUCAGCGAGUCUCAAAAUGGCUGCCUGAAAUGUCUUAUAAGGUGUUCUGUCACCAUCAUCUUUGAGCUAAAAACAGCCCUUUUCCUGCCUGUCUACACACAUGCGAGCACAAAGUUACCUUAAAGAGCGCAUAGAUACAACUCUUCCUUUCUGCUGCGCAGAAUAGUGAUAAUGUACUUCCUAAGGCAGCCAUCAUCAAAUCUGGACCUCAAAUCCAAAUCUGGCCCUGGUUUUCUUUACACCCAGGCCAUUCGCUGAACAAUUAAUUUGCUACUGAUCGGCUAGACUGCCUUCACACCUGACUCCCAGGUAAAGGGAGGGUGGAAAUGCAGCAGUUCUCGGACCUCGAGGGUCGUGAUUUGAUGAUCCCUGUCCUCAGGUUUUAGAUGGUGGCAAAAGUCUGCCUCUGAAGGACAUAAGGGAAGCUGACUUUUUAAAGAAGUUUAACAGUGUAGUGUAGUUUUUAAACACAAACACAGCAGAGCUGAUCGAGGGCCCAGAAACAAAUAAACUGAUAAAAAGGAACUCUUGAAAUCAAUUGGAAAACCCAGUUUGAUAUGAAAAUAUACUGGAAAAUCAACUCAACGAAAAAAACAAAAAUCUAAUUUAAAUGGAAAUGCAUCACUUUUCUUGCUUCAAAUGACUUCUCAGUUGUAUUCCUUUAGGUAAGAAAUGCUUGAACUACCAAAGAUGACAAUAGAAGUGUUAUUUUAAUAAAUAGAACAGCAGUCAUUUAUUUUAUUUACCCUUUUCUCUUGGUGUAUUGUUAGAAAAAACUAACAAGGACAGACAUCUCAAAAGGAAAAAAGUAAUAACACACUAACACUUGUUUUCUCUGCAGUCACAAAAUGGUUGGUUACAAUAAAACAUUCUGAAAGUUCUAAGAAGAA